AUGGCUCAGCGCGUGCUUCGCGGCCUCACCCUGCUGGCUGUCGCCUUCGGCUUCCUGGCCACUCCUUCCUUCGUCUCAUACCCUCGCCAGCCACACGCUCGUGUGCUUCGCCGUGCCCUCGCGGACGAAAGCGCGGGGGAGGCACUUGAAGAGCGCCACUUGCCCCUUCCAGAGGCAACUCACUUUGUGGAGGAAGAGGCAGCAGGUUGUAUUGAAGAAGGCUGCGCCGUGGAUGACAUCAUGCGCAUCCAGCACAAGCUUGAAAUGGAUGAAGGAAGGAUUCGAGAAGCCAUCGAGAUGCUCCAGGUGGCUCGUGAUUCCCUGUCGGUGGAUUCUUCGCCGGGCAUCGGCCUCCUCCGGAUGUCGCUGAGUCGAAUCCACAGCUUGAACAACAAGCUUCAAAAUUUGAUCAGCUCGCAUGGCGAGCAGAUCGCAAAGGAUUUUGGAGCUUACCUGGCUUUCGGCCACGGCGACACUGGUGGCUUCUUGAGUCUCAACAAGUUGCGGCGGGGCCCCCUUCCCUUGACGGCUUCUGAUGAUUCACCCAAAAGCGAUGUUCUCGUCUCCUUCCCCGCAUGGUGUGUCGUGUCGCGGGUACGGAGGAGGGCCUUCGGCAAUGCUUUGGACAAAGGCCUGCUGUCUGCUUGCCUGGAGUGUACUCCAAGAAGCGUCUCCAAUGACAGCGGUUAUUUCAUCUGGAUGACCGAUUUGCAUGGAGACCCAUUUUAUGCAACCGAUAUUCGCCAGUGCCGCAAGAGGAGCAUUCAGGCUUUGGAAGGCCAAUUGUUCGGCGUCAUGGGGUGCGACCCUCCCAUCGCCUUAAUUGCCUCAGCAGCCAAAGCUGCAAAAGCCACAGGGCAGUCGAAAAAUUUUCUCCUCUACACUGGUGACUUCUCGAGGCACGCUAUUGAGCUCAUGCCGGAUGCGCACGCAAAUGUUUCCAACGUCAUUGGAGAGGUGGCAUCUGUUGUUAAGGCACAUCUCCCUGACAUGCCAACAAUUUUCGGGGCUCUGGGAAACGACGAUGGUCCGCAGAACUAUUUCCAGCCGGUAACAUCCGAUAAGCCUGCCAACGACUGGUUCACUCUCUUGGAAGCAAAGUUGAAUUCCAGCUGGUCACUGGAUGCUGAUGCUGCCAAGCAGUUCAGGUACGGAGGCUACUUCGAAGCUCGCGUGGGAAACCUUACAAUCCUGAGCCUUGCUACAGUCAUUUACUCUGUGCGACACCAGCCCGUGCAGCCAGAGGAGGACCCUUUCCAUCAGUUUGCCUGGCUGUCGCGAAGGCUUAAAGAAGCUGCAGAUGAAGGCCGCAGGGUUUGGAUUAUUGGCCACAUUCCACCGGGGAUUGAAACGUUUGGUUACACGGAGCUUUGGCAUCCCAGAUUCUUGGCCCGAUACUUGGAGAUCGUACAAGACAGGUUGCUGGGAAGCACGAUCGCAGCACAGCUCUUUGGCCACGUCCACAAAGAUGAGUUCAGGCUCCUGCCUGAUCCGCCUCCGGGCGCGGGCCCCAUAUUUUUGUCUUCUGCACUGAGUCCCGUGUACUACAACAACCCGGCAUUCAAGCUCGUGAAGUACUCCAAAUCGACUGGCAGAAUUCUCGAUUUUGAGACGUUCAUCUCCGAAAUAUCUGGGCAGCUGGAUUGGAAGUUCGCGUACCGCUUCAACGCAACCUUUUCGGGCUUCGGCUCAGUCGGACUUGUCAUGGAGGAUUUUCGUGCCCUUCGUGACCGUCUUAUCCUAGGGCUCGAUGACUUUGAGCAGUACUCAAAGUGGUAUGCAUCCGACUAUCCUGCGGAGCUACGCCACUUCAUUGCCCGGGCAGGCGACACGCGCGAGGCUGCGCGGAAGAAGCUACAACGAAGGCACCAAGUCGGGUGCGCCCUGACGGUGCAAACGCAAGAGGACAAGGGCUUGAAAGACUACCAGCGGUGCUUUGACUGGGCCAUCGCCUCGACCAGCACUAAUCACCAUGCUGCUCAGCCUUUGUUCAAGGUGCCUCGUUUGCUGCAGAGCAUUCCGAAAGAAUUUGGAGAUGUGGAGACCUUUCGUUUGAGCAAGCUCUUGCGUUGGGCAGAAGUGGCCGAAACGCAAGAAGCGCUGGAAGUGUUGGACCUGGCACGUCAUGGUCUAUGGAAGGAGCUCUUGCGCAGAUUUGGCCCGGCUGUGGAGAGGGCUUUGGAAACGGGAGGCAACGAUUUUGUGACCCCUUUGGAGGCAGGCAAAGGAGACAAGGACAAGCCUAUGCCAGAAGAGCUGAAGAAGUCCGUCGAUCUAUUGAACUUCGUCACCUUGCUUCUGAGCUCGAAGGCUCGAGACGAGAACGGAGCCCCUUCAACGGUCUUCCGUGCAUUGCUUGCAGCCUGUCGCUCCGGUAGAUACAGGUCAAGUUCUCAAAGCUGUGCAUGGAGCAGCCCAGACCUUGUCCUGCUUCCCGCCUUGAGCUCCGUUCGAGACUUUGUGAACCAAGGCUACUGCAUCUUGCACCCUCCCUUCGCCUACAGCUUCUGGAUCUUCAUGCAGGAGCCCACCUCGAGAGGGGAAUUCGGGCGCAAGGCGUAUUUUCUGAUGAGUCACUACAUGCCCGCGGGCACUGGCACACCCGUUAUCUCCGUUGCCCUCGCCGCUGGUCACGGGCACGCUGGGCAGGACGGCCGGCUGGAGCUUUGGCUGGGGAACCAGUGCAAAGCUCCAGACAACGAAGAGGAAGUCGCUGAUGGAAAGACAGCAAGCGAGUUGGCGCUUGUGAAAGCUGGCGUUUGGAUGCAUGUGGUGCUCUCGAUCCACCACCGCUCCGUCUCUGCUUACCUGCAGGGCGAGAAAGUCGUGGAAGCAAAGCUUCAGGGUCGCAUACAGCUCUCCUCCCUACCGCCAGAACCGUUGCGGGCGGUUUGCUUCGUUGGCUUUCCACCGCCGGAGUUGCUCAACUACCAGAAUUCCGUUAGCAUCAUGGAAGGUCUCAUUGCCCACAUGACCUACCAUGACGAGGGCCUUACCAGGAGUCAGGUCUACAACGCCUACUUCAGGUCUCGGCACAUGCUCCCGUCGGAGAAAGACAUUGUACCAUUGGAGGAAGCCAACGAGCGCAGUGAGUCAAUCAUGUACCCUUUUCACCGCCAGCAGCCGUCCCCGCUGAUGUGGCUGGUGAUCUCCGACAAGUGGCACCAGGUUGACAGCGUGCUUUUCCACGUUCUCAACUCGAAGUUGGCAGCCCAGCAUAGCACAUCCCAGCACCACUGCGUGGUCACAUUCCAGCAUGCGCUGUUCUUGCUGAGAACCUACUUGCAGCGUCAUGGACGGGAUAAGGGUCCGCAAGAGUUGGCUCGCGGGCUGCGGAUGGCAGCGAUCCAGCUCCUGAUGAACAUCAUCGACAUGGAAGCUGUGGUUCCGCACCGGCUGAGACAGUACGCCAUGAACUUCUCCAACAUGAAAUCUGUGACACAAACUCCCUUCCGCCUCGGAAUCUCGGAGGACAGCUUCACUCUCGACUUCAAGCUUCGCUUUCGUGGUUAUGCUCUUCUGGAGGAGGGUGCGAAGGACGGGAUUCCUUUGCAGUACGACUGCUGCCAGUCGUGGGUUAUUCCAAUAUUCCUAUUCCGUUUCGCAUCCUGCCAGUGCCAGAGCAUCAUCUCGUGCUUUGCAAGGGGCCUAGAACAGAAGUCGGCAAUGGCAAGUACAGGGACAGGCCGUGACUGGGGUCGACUGCAUCUGCUUGGGCUGAGGCGAAGAAGGGCAGUGCUGACAGGGACCAGUUUCGCAUCGCACUGGAAGCAGGGAGCCACACCCAGCCACACGACUCUGCAAAGCACCGUUGCCUCGGAGGCCAGCGCCAUGCAGAGUUCCGAGGAGUGCAUGCUGGCGGGUGAAGCUACAGGGAAACCACAGGCCUCUUCGGAGAGGAUUCAGUGGUAG
This is a messenger RNA of Symbiodinium natans, 3912 nucleotides long. Lineage: Eukaryota; Dinophyceae; Suessiales; Symbiodiniaceae. The record is from the annotation of a GenBank genome assembly.